AUGACUGACCAUCAACAGAAUCAUGAGGUCGGCCAGUCCAGCUCCCCUCCCCAUGAGGAGGAAGAGAUCUCCCGGUGGAGCUCUGAAAUUGUCCCGGAAAAUGAAAAGGCUGUAUUUGAGCACAUCCGUCCCGAAGAUCGCCAGCAACUGUCCCGUAUUGCUUCCAAUUUCCCGCGGCACCGCGCGGCCGACUCUGGGGUGGCUGGAAUGGGCAAUAUUGAACGCAAGGAUACACUAGAAGAUCUGGAGCUAGGCGACCCUGUGCUAGAUCCCACAAGUGACCAAUUCAACCAUUACAAAUGGGCUCGGAUGAUGCUGAAGCUGAUGGACAAGGAAGGGGUUCCGCUCCGCAAGUCGACUGGUGUGGUUUGGGAGAAUCUCAGCAUCUCCGGCUCUGGCUCUGCGCUACAUUACCAGAACAAUGUUGGCUCGGUUCCCCUGGCUCCUUUUCGACCACAGGAAUAUAUCUCGCUCGGAAAGUGUGUACAGCAGAAGCAUAUUCUCCACAACUUCGAUGGAGUCCUCAAAAGCGGCGAGAUGCUCAUUGUCCUGGGAAGACCUGGAAGCGGCUGCUCCACCUUCCUCAAGUCCCUCUCCGGCGAGUUGCACGGGCUGAAAGUUGGGAAGGGCUCGGAUAUCCAAUACAAUGGCAUUCCUAUGGAGAGAAUGCACAAGGAAUUCAAGGGCGAAGUCCUAUACAACCAGGAAGUCGACAAGCACUUUCCCCAUCUCACCGUGGGCCAAACAUUGGAGUUUGCGGCUGCUGCUCGCACCCCCGAGAGCCGGCUGAAUGGCAUUAGUCGAGUGUCUUACGCCAAACAUAUCACUCAAGUGGCAAUGGCUGUCCUAGGCCUAAGCCACACAUACAACACAAAAGUUGGAGACGAUUAUAUCAGAGGCGUAUCUGGAGGUGAACGAAAGCGAGUCAGUAUCGCUGAGAUGGCACUAUCUGGAGCUCCGGUUGGCGCCUGGGACAACAGCACUCGUGGUUUGGAUUCGGCCAGUGCCCUCGAAUUCGCCAAAUCCCUUCGUGUUUCCGCCAAUCUCACAGGCGCUUGUCAUGCUGUCGCCAUCUAUCAAGCAUCUCAGGCCAUCUACGAUGUCUUCAAUAAAGUCAUCGUGCUUUACGAAGGCCGAGAAAUAUUCUUCGGUCCCUGUGACCAAGCGAAAGAUUAUUUUUACGAUAUGGGAUGGGAGUGUCCACCACGCCAAACAACGGGAGACUUCCUAACAUCGGUCACUAAUCCACAGGAGCGAGUCACGCGCGAGGGAAUGGAGAACAAGGUCCCCCGUACACCAGACGAGUUCGAGAAAUACUGGAAGAAGAGCCCGCACUAUGCCGCAUUGCGAAAGGAAAUUAAACAGUACCGCGAGGAGUACCCUCUUGGAGGCACGGCCGGCAAGGAGUUUGACGAAGUCAAAAGGCAGCGGCAAGCAAGCCAUGUGCGCCCAACGAGCCCCUACAUUAUCUCCAUCCCGAUGCAGGUGCGACUUUGCACCAAGAGAGCUUAUCAGCGGAUCUGGAACGAUAAACCAUCUACAUUGACGACCGUCAUUGGGCGAAUUUUCAUGUCCUUGAUUAUCGGUUCAAUUUACUUCGGCACACCUAAUGCAACAGCGGGUUUUCAGAGUAAAGGCGCGGCGCUCUUCUUUUCCGUUCUGAUGAAUGCCCUCAUCAGUAUUACAGAGAUCAACUCACUUUAUGACCAAAGACCCAUUAUUGAGAAGCAAGCUUCUUAUGCCUUUGUCCAUCCAUUUACGGAGGCACUUGGUGGUAUUGUCGCUGACAUACCCGUCAAGUUUGUGUCUGCGGUGGUCUUCAACAUCAUUUUCUACUUUCUAGCUAGCCUGAGAUAUGAGCCAUCUCAAUUUUUCAUUUUCUUCAUCUUUACAUUCCUCAGCACACUGGCAAUGUCAGGCGUGUUUCGAACGCUGGCCGCAUCUACCAAGACUCUCGCACAAGCCAUGUCUAUGGCUGGUGUGAUCGUCCUGGGCAUCGUGAUCUAUACUGGGUUUGUCAUUACCGCACCUGAGAUGAGCAAGAUUCCUUGGUUUAGCUGGAUCCGUUGGAUCAAUCCAAUCUUCUAUACCUUUGAAGCCCUGAUUGCCAACGAAUUUCAUGGCCGGCGUUUUGAAUGCUCGCAAUUUAUUCCAGGAUACCCCAGCCUAACCGGCGAUGCCUUUAUCUGUUCAGUUCGUGGGUCUGUUGCCGGAGAAAGAACCGUCUCUGGUGACGCUUACAUUGAAACACAGUAUAAGUACACCUAUGCACACGAGUGGCGAAAUUUCGGUAUCCUGAUUGGAUUCUGGAUAUUCUUCACGGCACUAUAUCUGAUCGCCUCAGAACUCAAUUCCGCUACUUCAUCUACAGCCGAAUAUCUAGUCUUCCGGAGAGGCCAUGUACCCGCUCAUUUGCGUCAUCUGGAAAAGGGUGGUAACGCGGCCGGCGCAACAGAGGUUGCUCCGACUUCGAAGGCUACCGAGAAAGAGAAUGAUACUUCGGCAAUUCCUUCGCAGCAUGAUAUCUUCACUUGGCGGAAUGUUUGCUACGAUAUUCCUGUCAAGGGUGGUGAGCGCCGCUUGCUUGACCAUGUUUCUGGCUGGGUAAAGCCAGGUACUCUCACUGCUUUGAUGGGUGUCUCCGGAGCCGGCAAGACUACAUUACUUGAUGUUUUGGCCAAACGUGUCUCUAUUGGAGUUGUCACAGGCGACAUGUUGGUAAAUGGGACCCCAUUGGAUAACAGUUUCCAAAGGAAGACUGGCUAUGUUCAACAACAGGAUCUUCAUCUUCCUACGACAACUGUCCGUGAGGCUCUUCGGUUUAGCGCUAUGCUGCGUCAACCUAAAUCGGUAUCAAAGAAAGAAAAGUACGCCUACGUCGAAGAUGUCAUCGAUAUGCUUGCUAUGCAAGAUUUUGCAGACGCGAUCGUGGGGACACCAGGAGAGGGUUUGAAUGUUGAACAGCGCAAACUAUUAACCAUCGGAGUUGAGCUGGCUGCCAAACCAGCCCUGCUGAUCUUCCUCGACGAACCAACCAGUGGAUUGGAUUCCCAAAGUUCGUGGGCUAUCUGUUCGUUCCUAAGGAAAUUGGCUGAGCAUGGCCAAGCUGUGCUCUCCACGAUUCAUCAGCCCAGUGCCUUGUUAUUUCAGCAGUUUGAUCGUCUACUCUUUCUGGCCAAAGGUGGAAAAACCGUAUACUUCGGAGAAAUCGGUGGUCAAUCUCGGACCCUUCUAGAUUACUUUGAGAGUAAUGGUGCAAGAUCCUGCGGCUCCUCUGAGAACCCUGCAGAGUACAUGCUGGAGAUAAUUGGCGCUGGCGCUUCCGGCAAGGCCACUCAGGACUGGUCUAAAGUGUGGAACGAAAGCCAACAGGCAAAAGAUGUGCAGGUUGAGAUCAAUCGAAUCCAUGACGACCGAGUUUCAGCACCUGCCAGUAGCCAACAAGAUCAGUCCCAGGUCGGUGAAUAUGCCAUGCCUUUUGCCUACCAGCUCUGGUACGUUACCCACCGUUCAUUCCAAGGAUUUUGGCGCGAGCCCGCAUACGUGUGGGCCAAGAUCAUGUUGGCCACCCUCUCGUCUCUUUUUAUUGGAUUCACGUUCUUCAAACCGGAUAGCUCGUUGCAAGGGUUCCAGGAUGUCAUUUUUAGUGCCUUCAUGUUGACCUCGAUCUUUUCAACGCUCGUCCAACAAAUUAUGCCGAAGUUCGUCGUGCAACGCUCCCUGUACGAAGUGCGUGAGCGGCCUUCCAAGGCGUAUUCCUGGUCUGCAUUCCUUAUCGCCAAUGUCAUUGUCGAGAUCCCAUACCAAGUAUUUGUUGCCAUCAUCGCUUGGGCCUGCUACUACUACCCCAUCUACGGUGCUGAGCAGGCCUCGCAACGACAGGGUUUGAUGUUGCUAUUCGUUAUCCAGUUCUAUUUAUUUACAUCCACGUUCGCUUCCUUCAUCAUCUCCGCCCUACCGGAUGCUGAAACGGGUGGCACCAUCGCGACCCUGAUGUUCAUCAUGACUCUCACAUUCAACGGCGUCUUACAAUCUCCAACCGCCCUCCCUGGAUUCUGGAUCUUCAUGUACCGCGUCUCGCCGCUGACAUACCUGGUUGCCGGCGUCACAGCGACAGGUUUGCAUGACCGUCAAAUUGAGUGUUCUACAGCCGAGCUGAGCGUGUUCAAUCCUCCAUCCGGACUGACUUGUGGUGCGUAUCUCGACCAAUACGUCACCGCUUCGGGCGGCCAGCUCUACAACCCGGGCGCAACGAGCAAUUGCGAGUUCUGCCAGCUCAGCAAUGCCGAUCAGUAUCUAGCAGCGAGUAACAUCUACUACAGCGAGCGCUGGCGGAACUUCGGCAUCGGCUGGGCCUAUAUCGGAUUCAACAUCUUCGGUACGGUCAUGAUGUACUACAUGUUCCGCGUGAAACAUUAUAACCCAACAUCCAUAGUCCGUGGUAUCCGUGAGGGAGGUUCAUUCCUAUGCCGCGUCUUCAAGCGGCGCUCUGGAAUCACGCCCAAAGGCAAGGAGGCGGAUAAUGGACGGCUGGUUUAA
Molecule: messenger RNA, 4539 nt
Organism: Penicillium macrosclerotiorum
Lineage: Eukaryota; Fungi; Ascomycota; Eurotiomycetes; Eurotiales; Aspergillaceae
Exons: 12
Coding region: 1-4539 (1512 amino acids)
Biological process (GO): transmembrane transport
Cellular component (GO): membrane
Molecular function (GO): ATP binding; ABC-type transporter activity; ATP hydrolysis activity
Source: RefSeq, a predicted model, not a curated record